Molecule: messenger RNA, 1794 nt
Organism: Lobosporangium transversale
Lineage: Eukaryota; Fungi; Mortierellomycota; Mortierellomycetes; Mortierellales; Mortierellaceae
Exons: 1
Coding region: 94-1794 (566 amino acids)
Source: RefSeq, a predicted model, not a curated record
CUCUCUUUGAAAUCACUUGUUUAUUCUUCAAGCCAUCUGCUCUUUGUUGCCUUUCAUCAUUGUUAAUCCUUUCAACUUCUCCAUGCCAAUGUCAUGACCACUCCUCUGAAUCCACUCGACAUUCCAGAGAUCCUUGCUCGUGUGGGUCUUUACAUUCCGCUUUGGAUCUUUCCUGACCGCACUAGCACUGACUGUAAUGACAGAUCAAGAUUUCGCCCCAGUUUUGCUCCACAAACCUUUUUUAACUGCAUUCUUGUCAACCGGACAUGGCACGAUAUUCUCUUGCCCUUUCUCUGGUUCACGUUCGACGAUAUGGUAUUCCGUGGUUGCACCCCGCUUCUGGCCACCAAUAUCCUCUCACGUCAUGGCAAACAUAUCCGAGUUCUUGAACUCUCUCGUCCUAAUCCUGCGGUUGCCUCUAUCCCUCUGUCAUUACUCCCUCAUAAUCUAUUGCACCUCGACCUUACAGGCCUUGAUAACAGUGCAUGGGCAAAGGCGCUGGUGCUACAAAACACUCGUCUUCAGAGUCUUCAUUGGCAAGGCGGAGAUUUCCACCGUGAUGACUAUGGUUUAUUCGAUGCUUCUGCACUCUCUACGAAAAUGAAUCGUCUUAAUGAUCUUCACCUCGAGUGCUGGAAACUCGAUGGCAGCUUUAUGAGGCUUCUGAGGAAAAACCCAUCACUAAGGAGGAUUGCACUUGACUUUGUCACUGGAGAAAUCUACCCAAUGAGCACAGCUUCCACAUCGCUUGAAAAAUUGGGGCCAAUGGAGGGACAGGAGCCUGGCACUGCUUGUGCCAUAGAGGUGAAUGUGACUGAUACGGAUGAUGACGAUAAUGAAAAGGACGUAAAAUUGCUCCAGUUAACAAGCCUGACAGUCUGCAAGGAUGUUGAAAGUGGGGCAUUGGAGGCAUUAGUCAGGCUUUGCCCAGCUCUCGAAGAGCUUUCAUGGAUGGGAUCCCAUGAUGGGGAUCUAAAACAAUUAACCCUCAAUCUACAAGAGUGUUGUCCUUCUCUCACGGCUCUUACUUAUUCCACAGUUGACAUCUUUCAAGACGAAGCUACCUAUGCCAAACUGAUCGAAAGUAUUCCCCGUCUGGUAGAGCUACAGAUCCGAAUCCCCUCCUUAGGUGAUCUUUUUACAAAAGCCUUGCUGAAGCAUUCUUCGACACUGGAGAUCCUUGAUCUUCGGAUAUUGAGGCAUCAUGCGCUCAGUCAUGGUAGUCUGAAGAGGAUCCUAAUGGGUUGCCCUCAAAUCACAGCACUGUCGAUCGAUGGUGCUCACUUGGACACUCCAGAUCUCUUCUCGUUUAAUUGGGCGUGUUUGCGGUUGAAUCGUUUAUUUCUACUGGGUCUACAUGCCAUGACGCACGGCCCUUUGUCUGCUUUGUCUGAAGAGGAUAACAUCAUCGUGGCAGAGCAGCAUGGUUGGACUGCAAUGGAAGCCGUGCGCAGGCAAUCUGCAGCAGCAGCUCUUGCUGGCACGAGUAGGCAACAUUCAAACCAUAACCAGAGGGAGGAAGUUAAUGAUCAAGAGGGUGACGGCCUUGUAGAAGAUGCGACACUUGCAAUGAAUGUCAUUGGUAUGGGGACCACGGGCAUUCAACAGUAUGGAGGUGGAAGGAUAUUUCCCAAAGUGUCGGCUGACUUCUUACAGAAAUUAUUGAUGCAUCUCCAGACCUUGACUCACCUGAACUCAUUCGUCUUAAAUGGAAUUGAAUAUACGCGGUUAUUAUCUUAUCCUGCUCCAUUACCACCUGCCCUCUGGUAUUCAGAUGAUACUUUUUGCGAUUGA